GGGCCUGGGCGUAGCAAUGUGAAAUAUCUAAGCAUCAGUGCCAGCCGGGUUAACUGUUUAAGUCAAGGCGGACAGGGGAUUGCUAGUAAAGGUAUUCGAAUUAUCAAGCCUCUGGCACCGGGGCCGCAUUCCGGAGAUAUGGGAGAUCAGAAGGAGACUCUGAGAAAGAUUUCCACCACCCUGGCACUGAAGAAUGAGGAGAUCCAGAACUUCAUCUGUUGCCUGAAACAGGGCCUGGAAAAUCUAGAGUCCAAUUCUAGCCGGGUGCAGGAGGACCUCGAGUCGGAGUUCAGCUCCCUGUAUGCAGUAUUGGAUGAGCAAAAGGAGAGCAUGGUGACCAGUAUCAAGCGGGAGAGGGCCAGCCGUAUCUACGAGCUGCAGAGUCAGCUGACGGCCUGCACCAAAGCUCUGGAGAGCUCAGAGGAGCUGCUUGAGCUGGCCAAUCAGGCGCUGUGCUCUUCCGAGACCGAUGGCUUCAACCAGGCGGCCAAAGAGAUUAAGGAUAGUGUCACGAUGGCCCCUGCCUUCCGCCUGUCCCUAAAGGCCAAGGUCAGCGACAAUAUGAGUCACAUGAUGGUCGACUUUAAUCAAGAGAGGAGAACGCUGCAGGCACUGAAAUUCCUGCCAGUCCCCGGCACGCCGCAGAUCCUGGUGUCCGAAUGCAGGGUGUGUGACAACACGGUGACCGUGAUGUGGGAGCUUCCGGAGUAUGACGACAAAAUCGAGCACUACACCCUGGAGUACCGGCGCACCAACCACGAGGGCCCGCCCCGUGCGAGGGAGGACCACCCCUGGAUGGUCGUGGAAGACAUCCGUCAAACGGAACACACACUCACAGGCCUCCGCUUUGAGACCCAGUACAUCACUUUCCGUGUGAAAGCAUGCAACAAGGCAGUGGCUGGGGAGUUCUCAGAGCCGGUGAACCUGGAAACGCACGCUUUCAACUUCAAGCUGGACGCUGCUUCGGCCCAUCAGAACCUGCGUGUGGAGGACCAGUCCGUGGAGUGGGACAGCAGCGGGGGGAAGGUGCAGGACAUCCGCAAAGACAAGAACCGAACCAACUCACCCAUGCAUUCCCCAGCGAGGACCACGAUGUCACCGAAGAAGCUCCCCACGGCACGGGGGGGCCGGGACCGAUUCACAGCGGAGUCCUACACCGUGCUGGCUGACACUGCAAUCGACGCGGGUCAACAGUACUGGGAGGUGUGGUUCGACCGGGAAAGCAAGGCGCUGGCGGUGGGCGUGGCCCUCCGCUCAAUGGGCCGAUUUGACCAGCUGGGCAAGACCGCAGCCUCCUGGUGUCUCCAUCUCAACAACUGGCUCCAGCAGAGCUUCACCGCCAAGCACAACAACAAGGCCAGAACCCUGGACUGUCCGGUGCCGGACCGCAUUGGCGUCUUCUGCGCUUAUGAGGAGGGGGUGCUGUCCUUCUACAAUGCCAGAACCAAGCAGCUGCUCCACACCUUCAGGACCAAGUUCCCACAGCCUGUGGUGCCGGCCUUCAUGGUGUGGAAUGGGAGCUUCACAGUGCAGAUGGGCCUACAGGUGCCCACCAUGGUGCAAAGUGGGCAGAAGAGGAACAGCGCCACCAGUAGCUCCAGUGCCAGCCUUGGCUAGCCCACGGCCACCAGCUGAGCAGAGCCCCAUCCUUAUCUGGGUCAGGUUGGGUUUAGGGUACGCACACCCACCCUGGCAGGCUGAACUGAGCUUUGUCCAAAUCUCCCAUGAUCACUCUCCCGAAGAGCCAGAGAAACAUGGUGCCAUGCCCCCCCCCCCCCCCCCCCCCCCAGUAGAAACUCCACCCCUUCCCGUCUUGUGCAGACUUCCUGUGCCUUUCAGUGUCGUCGAAUCAUCUCUCAGGCGGGUCGUGCUCCUGCCACGUCAUGGUGUUACGUCUGACUCUGUGGAGAUGCCACCCUUUACCUCUAGACCCACACCCGGCUCACUAGGACGUUCCCUGGUUACCGCAACCCCUACAUGUCUAAACUCACUCUUUAGCCAGCCAGCGCACUGCAAAGCUUCAGCAGAAAUAACUCCUUAAUUCCAGCACUGGGCACAAGUGUACUUUAAGCCGACGCAGCAGGAUGCCGCUGCUCCUCCAAGCUUCACUAAGAACUUCUGCAGCAGUCGGUGAAGCAGACUAGACCAGCUGGGAUCUCUUGUCAGCACUGGGGUGGGAAUAUGUUGCACUGUACUAUGUAUGUGUGCUGGUUAGUAUAACUGUACUAUAUAAAACACACUGGUAUGGGGGGGGGGGGGGGGGGGCAGUGUAUUAGAAUGCAUUUGUUCCAAAUUUGAUUAAACAAAAAAAAUAGGAAUUUGUAUUUUAGUCUUGGAGUGAGAAUUUAGGCUCAGAACAAACUGUUAAAAUGUUAGUCGAAAUUUGAGUCAACCACAGUCAGAAAAAAAGUACCAGUUUGUAGGUAAUUUGUCACUGGGGCUGUACCUUCAAGGGUCUGCUAAUUGUUCCAUAGCUGUAGGUAAAUGUACCUUUUAAGACACAGGAAUGGACUGUUUGUACCACUGGGGAACAGAACUGUAUACCUUUUACCUGACUGCAUGUUCUCGGUCCAAUUUCUAUAGUCAGAAAGCCAUUUUUCUAAACCAUUCCCAAGUUUUACUUGAAUAUUAUUCACUAGUUUCAGUUAAUGUGAAUUGGACUGAAUUACAUACCGGUAAAGGUGAUGGUACCGAUUCUGAUCCACAGCGCUGUAAGCCUCAGCUGUCCGGAAAACCUGUUUGAAAUGUACUGGAAGAAUCUCCUGGACUUGAGGUUUUUGCACUGUCUGCUUUUAUCAAUAAAGUAAACGAGAAUGGUGCUGCCUGGCCGUCUUGCAGAUAGAAUGGGAACAAGUGAGCGUUUCGUACUGCCUACUGGUGCACAAAUGUGUUAUUAAAGGAAACAGUCAGAGGAGACUGUUUAGGGAGCAGAAAUGUAAUCUCACGUUUAAUUCUUGGGGGGCUGGGAGGGUGAUGUCACCGACAUGGUGUAAAAUGAAAGGGUGGGUGGCUUUGGAUGCAUUUUCUUUGCAUUACUGCAAAUUACUGUCCCUGGCUGCUAUGUGACGGAUGUAUUCUAGGGCAGGGAUGAUACUCCAGCCCACGGCUGGCUUAAACGUAUACCGAAUGACUCAGAGGGAACACAGACACACACAGACACAGACACACACACACACACAUAUACAUUCUUAGUGAGGAUCAGUCUACUGAAUGCAUCCUUUAAUUCACAGUACAUACAACAUCAACAGGCUUCCCUGCUAAGGCUGUAGGGAGCCUCACGCAGAGAGACAGAAUAACACUGGGGAGAGACGUCACAUAAUCCUACGAGCCUUUGAAAUGAUCUGUACCAUUUAAUGUGCAAAAUAAAAAAGAAUACACCACUC
This is a messenger RNA of Paramormyrops kingsleyae, 3383 nucleotides long. RefSeq names its product fibronectin type III and SPRY domain-containing protein 1-like. The record is from RefSeq and is a predicted model, not a curated record. Gene Ontology annotation, biological process: regulation of cell division; regulation of mitotic spindle organization. NCBI's taxonomy places the organism in Eukaryota, Metazoa, Chordata, Actinopteri, Osteoglossiformes, Mormyridae. Gene Ontology annotation, molecular function: microtubule binding. Gene Ontology annotation, cellular component: microtubule.